AUGAAUAUAAUGCUAGUUCGUUUAGAGUCUAUAUCUUAAGAUAGAUCUAUUUCUCAAGAGUUAGAAUAAUUAAAAAAAUUGAUUGGAGAUGAUCACAGUGAAGGAGCUUUAAAUGCAAUAGGACAUCUUGUAAAAGCUGCAACGAUAAGCGGAAUUGGAAGUUUUAAAUAGAUUAUUACAUACACUUCUUUAUAAACUUAUAAAAUUGUAAAUAAUGCUCUUGCUAAAGAGGGUGUAAAAGGAUUUAUGAGUAUCGGAGGCAAAGCUUUUCUUUAAGAAGGAGCAAAAGCUGUCAUUACUUAGUCUGGAUAAGCACUCGCUUAAGGGGCUGUUACUGAGGUUACUAAAAAUACGGUAACAAUUGGCUAAUAAGUUGUCAAAACUGGAUUUUAAUUAGGUUCAUUUUUAAAAGGUCUUGGAAUAGGUAUAGCUAUAAAUGUAGCAGUAGGUGGUUUAAAAUCAUAUAUUAAUACAAAAUGGUUAGAUGAAUUUGUAUUUAUUUGCGAAUGUGAUAAGGAAUUUAAUUUUGAGUUGAUUGAAAAUUUUGAAAAAUUUAAUUAAAAAUGUAUGAAUGAUAUGAAAAAUUUAGAAAACCUUUAAAACGAAAUAAAUAAUUCUUGCUAAAUUGAUGAAUCUAAGAGAUAUUUAACUAAUAAUAAUAUAAAAACCCCUCAAGAUUAAGAAUAUAAACAACAAUAAUAAUAAUAAAAUGAAUCUUAGAGAUAUUUAAGUAAUCGUCAUAUAAAAACCCCUCAAGAUUAAGAAUAUAAACAACAAUAAUAAUAAUAAUAAUAAAAUGAAUCUUAGAGAUAUUUAAGUAAUCGUCAUAUAAAAACCCCUCAAGAUUAAGAAUAUAAACAACAAUAAUAAUAAUAAUAAAAUGAAUCUUAGAGAUAUUUAAGUAAUUUUCAUAUAAAAACCCCUCAAAAUUGA
This is a messenger RNA of Tetrahymena thermophila SB210, 933 nucleotides long. RefSeq lists its product as hypothetical. The transcript is spliced from 2 exons. The record is from RefSeq and is a predicted model, not a curated record. Lineage: Eukaryota; Ciliophora; Oligohymenophorea; Hymenostomatida; Tetrahymenidae.